AUGCAGGGAGAAGAUUACGGAUACGACUAUGACUUUUUGUUUAAGAUCGUGCUAAUUGGAGAUUCUGGAGUUGGUAAAUCCAAUUUGCUAUCGCGAUUCACAGCUAAUGAAUUUAACCUUGAUUCAAAGACUACUAUCGGUGUAGAGUUUGCUACAAGGACCAUUGAAGUGGAAGGUAAAAAGAUAAAGGCCCAAAUUUGGGAUACUGCUGGCCAAGAACGUUACCGCGCAAUCACCACAGCAUACUACAGGGCGGCAGUUGGCGCUUUAAUAGUUUAUGAUAUCACUAAAUCAAGUUCCUACGAAAAUUGUAACCACUGGUUGGCUGAAUUGAAACAAAAUGCCGAUGAAAAUGUCGCUGUUGGACUCAUUGGUAAUAAAUCUGAUUUGGAUCAUAAACGUGCGGUUCCAACAGAUGAGGCUAGGAAUUAUGCUCAAGAAAAUCAACUUCUUUUCACGGAAACUAGUGCAUUGAAUGCUGACAAUGUUGACGAAGCGUUCAGAGCAUUGAUUACUGCUAUCUACCAAAUGAUUUCCAAAAAUCAACUAGACUUGAAUGACGCCUCAGGAAACAAUGCCAACGCUCCAAAGGGACCUACGAUCUCUUUGACACCGGCACCAAACGAAAAACACAAAAAGAGUACAAACAACUGCUGUUAG
This is a messenger RNA of Kluyveromyces lactis, 660 nucleotides long. It is a transcript of the gene YPT31, whose product is annotated as Rab family GTPase YPT31. Gene Ontology annotation, cellular component: recycling endosome. The record is from RefSeq and is a predicted model, not a curated record. Bases 1 to 660 code for a protein of 219 amino acids. Gene Ontology annotation, biological process: exocytosis. Lineage: Eukaryota; Fungi; Ascomycota; Saccharomycetes; Saccharomycetales; Saccharomycetaceae. The transcript is spliced from 2 exons. Gene Ontology annotation, molecular function: GTP binding; GTPase activity.